Messenger RNA from Synchiropus splendidus (mandarinfish), 2433 nucleotides. It is a transcript of the gene c13h1orf35, whose product is annotated as chromosome 13 C1orf35 homolog. The coding region runs from base 404 to 1270 and encodes 288 amino acids. The record is from RefSeq and is a predicted model, not a curated record. Lineage: Eukaryota; Metazoa; Chordata; Actinopteri; Syngnathiformes; Callionymidae. The transcript is spliced from 8 exons.
GUCACUGCGGACCAAAACGUCAACACGUUACGUUGAUGGACGGGAAGGAAGCGCCGGGAAACUGCAACAACAAUCUGCUUCUGAACAAACGACUCGCUUGUGGAGCCAGCGACUCUGCCCGCGUCCACGUCCGCGAGGACGGACUGGGAAUCACCCGGCAAAUUAGGCAAACCUCAACUAUCAGCCGCUAGUGAGCUUUUUUCCCCUCGCUGAUCCGCGAGCGCCACUAAACCUUCUCUUUUUCAAAACCACACGUGUGUACACGCCGCUCUGGGGCAGAACAAGGGACCGAGUUGCAGGAAGCGUCGUCAGAGUCCGGGACGCCGGGGCCGUGAAAGGCAGCGGAUGCUAAAGUAGCUAACGCUAGCACACGCACUUGGGGAGGCUUCUCUAAAACGCCGACAUGUUUGGCUCUUCGAGAUCCGGGGGAGUCCGAGGCGGACAGGGACAGUUCACCUGGGACGACGUGAAAGUGGACAAGCACCGAGAAAACUACCUCGGGAACUCCUUGAUGGCGCCAGUGGGACGAUGGCAGAAAGGCAAAGACUUGACCUGGUAUUCAAAAGACAAAAAGGGCGGCGCAGUGCGGACGAGAGAAGAGGAACUCGCAGCAGUCAAAGCUGCGGAGCACGAAGCCUUGAUGGCCGCUCUAGGGCACAAGAACAUCAAGCGACAGCCGACCGGCUUGACCAAAGAGGACCUAGCGGAGGUUUACCGGCGGGAAGAAGACGGUGAAGAGAGGAGCGUGGAUCGGAUCUCUGGUCUGGGGAGCUCAGGAGGGCGGAAACUGGUUCUGUCCCAGGCAGAAAAAGAGGCUGCCAAAAUGGGCCUGCCGGUGUUUACACAUCACAAGACCGUGUCCCGCCCGGAAACCAGCGCAGCCAAACCUCAGCAGAGCCUGGAGAAGACGCAGCCAGAGGAAGUGCCUGAGAGCAAAAAGAAAAAGAAGGAAAAGAAGAGCAAGAAGGAGAAAAGGAAGAAGGAAAAGAAAAAGAAAAGGCACAGGAGAGACUCUUCGUCUUCUGAGUCUGAUGACGACAGAAAAAGACACAAAAAGGACCACCACCAUCAUAAUCCAUCACAGCGUAGUCAGAGUGGAGCCAGACCCCAUGACAGCCAUUCAAGAGGGGCCGAGCCUCAUCAGCGCCACGACACAGACUCCAGUGAUGGGGGGUCCCCGGUGGCCCGUAACCCUGGCAGCCACAGGACGGCCCCCGGCGGAGCCGCACAAAGCCACAGGCGACGCCACGACACCGACUCGGACAGCUGACGUCCGCCCCACCCCCUCGCUCCGAGACGCAUUAUGUGCAGACCUCAUUCACCCUCUGAGCCUGUUUUUAGUGAAGUGACCUAUCACUUGAAUAAAGUUUCACUCAACCUUCUUCUCAACACUUGACCUGUCCUGAGCCGCGCUCGUGUGCCGCCGCAGGACCACAGGACUGUUUUGGUUUGUCCGGGGUCUCUGAGCAGCUCCAGACCAGAUUGGUUCGUGGGCUUUUCUGAACCAUACCAGGAGCCCUCACAAGGCCUGAUGAAGCAGGUGUUAGGUGAUCCUCCAGCAGCCCCUGUCAGAAGAACCCCUUGGUCUCCGACACAAGAUUCCUACUUUAUGUUUAAUAUAUUAAGGGGGAGGGGGGCGACAGUGGACCCCAGAGCUGCGCUGGGCGCCAACUCUCGGGCCUAAAAUCCCUCACUAUAUGAGCCAGUGAUUUAAUAAAGGAAAUGAAUCAGGUUUUUCUGGAGGCACAGUUCAUUCAAGAGUCUUCCUUCCUCCCCUGAAGCGCCCAGCAUCCCCCUCUUCUUCUUCUCCAUUAAUCCCCUCACCGUCCCGACUGGUGCGACACCUUUGGAAUGCUCUCUCCGCCGGUCAUAAUGGGGUGCAGUGUUUGCGUUAGCCGUGAAUGGCUCUGGGGGUCGGGGGGGUUCCGCCGGCUGGCACCUGAGGGGGUGCACUAAAAAGAGCAAGGCAUUCAUGAGGAGGAGAGCACGAAACCAGGCGGCUCCUUUUACGAGGGCUGAGCAGCGCCACACACAAGCCAAGCUGACGGAGCAGCGGGAGAGGAGGCCGGACAAAGCCGCCGCUCCGAGGAGCCCGGGGCCCACUCCCACCCUCCGCAGCAGCUCGUCCCGUUUCACAGGCUCGGCUGCUCCAACCAUGGCAGCGUAAUCGACCUGCAAGAAUGCUGUGGCUCGGCCGGCCAGGCUGCAAACACCUGCAGCAUCAGGGCGGUCAGGACCAGACCCAGGCCGACGUCACUGGAGGAUCCACUGGUGCACCACCCGUCACAUGACCGUGGUCAUUUCAGGUCACCUUCAAACACAGCAUCUCUUUAUGAACUGUGACUUAAUCCACGUGUUAUUGAAAACACUUGUUAAAUUAUUCAAGCUUCAGGAGACAUUUCACUGCUACAGUCCAAGGUCAUUUUCAGGAAA